CAAACAGGUGCUGUAGUCUGGAUUUUGAUAGGUUGGAAGGUGAAUGGACUCUUGGUAAAACAAACAGUUCUCAGCCAGAACCAGACAAUUUUAAUUUGCAGUGAGUGUCACAUUUACGUAAAGCUUAAAUCAGAUAAUACUGUAGGAAGAGGAGAGGGAGGACUUAGUCCAAAUAGAAGACAUAAUAACAUUAACCAAUGUGAAGUCACUGCUGGAGUAAGGAGAGAAAAUAGAAGGAAAUGCGACCAAAACCGCACAGAAUAUACAACUGGGACAGCAGGUUUGAGAGAGCACAUGGAGCAUCCUAUCAUGAAGUCUAGCUAUUGUCUGUUCUUCAGAUUGAGAGCAAUCAGUUUUCCCGGCUUUAAAGCUUGAUAAGUUGAUAAAACUCCUACUCGAAAACCAGCCUUCCUGGUUAGCUGUUAGCUGUUGCCAACGACACAAUGAUUUAUAGGGUUCAGCAUGCCAGUAAGCAGAUCACUGUGAAUAAACAGUACAAGAGUUUCAUUGACUGUGUUGUCCGUAUCCCCAAGGAGCAAGGAGUGCUUUCCUUCUGGAGAGGUAACCUUGCUAAUGUUAUCAGAUAUUUCCCUACCCAGGCCCUCAACUUUGCAUUCAAAGACAAGUACAAGGAACUCUUCCUCAAUGGCAUUGACAAGCGCACCCAGUUCUGGAGGUACUUUGUUGGUAACCUGGCCUCUGGUGGUGCCGCUGGAGCUACCUCUCUUUCUUUUGUGUACCCUCUUGACUUUGCUCGCACUCGGCUGGCUGCUGAUGUGGGAAAGACAAGAGCUGAAAGAGAGUUCACUAGUCUUGGAAACUGUCUGGUGAAGAUCUUCAAGUCUGAUGGUGUAAGAGGCUUAUACCAGGGCUUCAAUGUGUCUUUGCAGGGCAUUGUCAUCUACAGGGCUGCAUAUUUUGGCAUCUAUGAUACAGCUAAGGGUAUGCUUACAGACCCCGAGAACGCCCAUAUAAUGGUGAGCUGGAUGAUUGCACAGACAGUGACAGUUGUUGCUGGCCAGAUGUCAUACCCCUUCGACACGGUCCGUAGACGUAUGAUGAUGCAAUCUGGACGCAAAGAAGCUGACAUCAUGUACCGUGGGGCCAUUGACUGCUGGCUUAAGAUUGCACAUGAUGAGGGUUGUAUGGGUUUUUUCAAGGGAGCUGGGUCCAAUGUGCUCAGAGGCAUGGGCGGUGCCUUUGUGCUGGUGUUGUUCGAUCAACUGAAGAAAAUCAUCUAAUGCUUCAUGGUGUCACAUCACUGUCUAGUUUGACUUAAUUUACAUUUCUAUGGAGUCUACAAUCUCUCUUAUUUAUUGGAACAAACUUUAUGAUUUUAAAUGUACUACAUUGUGUUUUUUCUGUUAAGGUUUGUAUGAUCCCAACUUGAAUAAAUUUAUUCUGG
This is a messenger RNA of Monopterus albus (swamp eel), 1405 nucleotides long. RefSeq names its product ADP/ATP translocase 3-like. Gene Ontology annotation, cellular component: mitochondrial inner membrane. Gene Ontology annotation, molecular function: ATP:ADP antiporter activity. The coding region runs from base 444 to 1241 and encodes 265 amino acids. The record is from RefSeq and is a predicted model, not a curated record. NCBI's taxonomy places the organism in Eukaryota, Metazoa, Chordata, Actinopteri, Synbranchiformes, Synbranchidae. The transcript is spliced from 4 exons. Gene Ontology annotation, biological process: mitochondrial ADP transmembrane transport; negative regulation of mitochondrial outer membrane permeabilization involved in apoptotic signaling pathway; mitochondrial ATP transmembrane transport.